ACUCUCUCUGACUCUCCCACACUCUAUCUGUCUCUGACUCUCUCUCCCACACUCUCUCUCUCUCCCACUCUCUCUCUCUCUGACUCUCUCACUCUCUCUGACUCACACACUCACUCUGUCACGCUCACAAGACAACAUGUCUGAGUCGGAGCUUCUAAAGGAGAGACUGCUGACCCUAACGGAGCGCCACCACGUGCAGCAGGAGAUGAACUUGAAGAGAAGCGACAUUGACCAGGAGAGACAGAAAUUCAACCACUUGAAGAACAAGGCGCGCAGAGAGCAGUGGCUCAUGGGAAAUCCGGCGCAGCCGACUCCGGCGCAGGACGUGGAGGUCACGGCGCUGGGACAGCGGAUCGCACGGAUGGAGCAGGAACUGGGCUCCCUGGAGCAGCUGGAGGCGACUCUGGCCGAGAGGGGCCGACGGGUCUCGGGGAAACUCCACGCGGUCGAGGAGACGGUGGAGAAAGCACGGCGGAAGCUGCAGGCCGACUCUGACGAGGGUGAGUCUUCGCGUUGCCGUGGUAACAACGCACGGAGGCCUCUGAUUGGCCCAUAUGUCGAUCGAUCUACAUAAGCAUUACAUAUUCAUGAUGUCGUCACAAAGAAGCGUGCACAAAUUAUGUUAAUCUUUGUCCCAAAGAAGAUCGCCGUCGACUGAACGUGUUUAACAUGUUAAU
This is a messenger RNA of Petromyzon marinus (sea lamprey), 677 nucleotides long. NCBI's taxonomy places the organism in Eukaryota, Metazoa, Chordata, Hyperoartia, Petromyzontiformes, Petromyzontidae. The record is from RefSeq and is a predicted model, not a curated record.